AAUAAUAGUCACAUAUAGAUACUAUUUAAAGCACUAUCUACUGAUAAGGGCUAACCAACAACAAUCAUGCUCAUGUCGAAAGCUAUGUGGUUGCAGAUUCAAUGCCAGGUUUUGUUUGCUUCCGUCGAGACACGUCACCAAACUCCAACCACACAAUGAAGAUUCACAUGUUUCUAGUAAAUUUACUACUAAUUAGCAGUGUCAUGAUUGGUUGUAAUGCAAGGUGCAGCAUGAAGAUAGGUGAUCAAGUUUCCGGUGAACGAUUGCUGCACAACAUAACCAUUUCGAAAGGACCUUUGGAUGUGGAACAAAUAAUCGAAAUGGAGCUGGAUUAUCGCGUUAGUCCGCUACAAAGCGAAGAAAUUAGCUACGUCCAGCUCGAUGGUACCGGUCCCGGGUGUUCCGCUAUCAUAAGUAAUAGUGUGGAUCGCAAAAAGCAAUUGUAUGGUACGGUUUCGAGUACAAGCGAACUCAGAGAGUUUUCCGUCACACUCUCAGUGUAUGGAAUUAUAAGAAUAAACGGUUCUUGAUCAGUAUUGGAAAACAGCACUGAAAACUAUAGGAGAAGCAUACCAAACUGACACUGUA
This is a messenger RNA of Anopheles funestus (African malaria mosquito), 588 nucleotides long. RefSeq lists its product as uncharacterized. The record is from RefSeq and is a predicted model, not a curated record. Bases 102 to 530 code for a protein of 142 amino acids. Lineage: Eukaryota; Metazoa; Arthropoda; Insecta; Diptera; Culicidae. The transcript is spliced from 2 exons.